This is a messenger RNA of Chenopodium quinoa (quinoa), 1095 nucleotides long. RefSeq names its product ubiquitin domain-containing protein 1-like. NCBI's taxonomy places the organism in Eukaryota, Viridiplantae, Streptophyta, Magnoliopsida, Caryophyllales, Amaranthaceae. The record is from RefSeq and is a predicted model, not a curated record. The transcript has 4 exons. Bases 339 to 686 code for a protein of 115 amino acids.
UACUUAAUUUAUUCAACGAAGUGGGAAACUUGGAAGAAUUAAUAGUGGACUACCCUCUAAUCCUCUAUCCUGUAAAGAGGUCCACCUGGUUAUGCUCAUAAUAAUUAUCAAAAAAAAAUAAAUCAUUAGAUAUCCAAAUCACUUUCAAACAGCGAUCCAUUAAUUUUCAUUUUGCCUUUCUUCUUCCUCCUCUUCUCCCUUUAAAUAUCCCCAAAACCCUCUCUCUCCUCUCUCAUCACUCUUGAUUCUUCCAUUGUUCUCCAACUAACUGCUGUUAGAGAGAGAAACUAACAGAGGAGAGAGAAACUCAAAGAUUCGAUCGUCUUCUUCGCUCGGCCAUGGGUUGCAUUUCUUCGCGCGACAAAACUACUGAUAGCGCUAAGAAGAUCAGAAAGCCAAAGCCAUGGAAGCAUACUGAAGCAAUUACUAGGGAACAACUGAAUAGGAUGCGUGAGGAAUUCUGGGACACAGCACCUCACUAUGGUGGCAGACAAGAAAUCUGGGAUGCACUCCGUGCUGCUGUGGAAGCUGAACUGAGCAUGGCACAGGCAAUUGUUGACAGUGCUGGAGUAAUUGUGCAAAAUCCUGACCUGACUGUUUGCUAUGAUGAGAGAGGUGCAAAGUAUGAACUGCCGAAAUAUGUUGUGAGCGAACCAACCAACUUGGUCCGUGACAAUAAUUCUUGAGAACUGGAAGUUAAAUCAAAACUGACAAGGUUGUAAAUCAUGUAAAUCAAUACUAUAGCGGUUCUUUUCAUGUAGUCUAGCAGGAAUAUCUCUACAAUUUUUUUCUGCCAUAUAUCCUAUCGGAAAUAGGCUCAUUGGCUCAACUCAGCUACUGAGGGUUGGUUAUAGAUUCUUCUGGAGAAACAUAUGGUGUACUGUUCUACUUUUGUUGAUUUGCUGCUAAUUACGUGCCAGAGUUUACAGAUCAUAGGCUAUCCAAGCAACUGAACAAAUAUGCUAAUUGCUCUUAGUCUAGUGGCAAUUCUCACAGAUAUAGUAUAUCGCAUGUGCUCAGCAAAUAUUUCAUUAGUGGUUCAUAAUGUUAGCAGUAACUGAGUUGCAAUGCAGUACAUGUUUAUCAUCUUCGAGG